UUUGUUUAAACGUUACAUAGCUCUUAACACAUGUUUAUUGUAAAAUAAUAUAAAAAUUCAAUUUUUAUUUCCACCUGAUAAAAUGGAGAUAUUUGGGCUUACUUUGACCGGUUAUGGCAAUUAUUUUACUGAAACAUUAAGAAAAGAUUAUCAAGAACCAGUUAUACUGCCAAAUGUUAAAGAAAUUUUAGAAGAACGUUUACGUUCUAAUAAAAAUAGAAGUUUUAGCGAGGUUUAUAAUAAACUUGAUCCAAUCCUUGGUACUGCUGAUGGUUUUUCAUAUGGAAGUAAUCGGCGCAUGCAUUUGCAAAGAAAAAAAGGUUUAUGGAAACCAGUUGGACCAACAAAUAUGUAUAGAAUACCAAUAACAAUAGCUCAAGAAAUUGGAUUUUGGACAGAGGAUGCUUUAUUAUCCCAAGCAAAUUGGAUAAAGUCGGCAAAUUAUGGCAGAAGAAACAGCGAAAUGACUAAGUAUAUUGUACACGUCAUAUCUAUACAUGUAUGUAUAACAUAUACUUUACUUUUACAGAACACUUCACAAACUAAGACUCGCCGAUUCAUUAGUAGCUCUUUAGGGAAAUUUAUUUGAUUGUCGAAACAACUCUUUUCAACUUGCAAAAUAACGAAAUUAAUAUUGAAAUAUCUAAUAAUAUAAUUACAAAUUUUUUUCGAUUCAAAUCCUACGUAAUAAAAUAAGGAAUAAUAUGUUUUGUUAUAUAAGAGAUUUUUUUAA
Molecule: messenger RNA, 733 nt
Organism: Polistes dominula (European paper wasp)
Lineage: Eukaryota; Metazoa; Arthropoda; Insecta; Hymenoptera; Vespidae
Source: RefSeq, a predicted model, not a curated record